AUGUCUUCAGGCAAAAAGGUAUUCAUCGUCGGCCCAGGAUUUAUAGGUUGGAAUGUACUCGACAUCUUGGUUGAACAAGGCUACUCCGUGAGCGCCCUGGUGCGCCGAAACGAGCAUGCUGGGGGCAUCAAGAAGUCGGGAGCUACGCCUGUAAUGGGCUCACUCGAGGACAAGGAGCUCAUCACCAAGAACACUGUUGAAAACGACAUUGUGUUCCACAUCGCUACUGCUGAUGAUUUACCAAGUGCUGUCGCUAUUCUUGAUGGUGUCAAACUGAGAGCCGAGCAAGGAUUGAGCACUAUCUACAUCCACACCUCAGGCACCUCAGUUCUAGGUGAUGGUACUGAAGGUGGUGAACCAACCGAGAAAGUCUACCAUGAUAAUCGCCGUGAAGAGGUUGACUCUGUAUCCGACAAUGCACCACAUCGACAGAUAGACCUUACUAUUAUCAAGGCCCAAAAAGAGCUUGAGUCAAAAGCGAAGAUCGCUAUCAUGGUUCCACCACUGAUAUAUGGCUUCAACCCAAAACAUCAGAGACUCAGUAUCCAGAUCCCGACACUUACAAGGUUCGCAUUGAAGCACGGCUACGCCGCACAUGUGGGUAGUGGGAGACCGAUCUGGUCCACUAUCCACGUCGUGGAUCUGGCACGAGCUUAUGUGGUCCUCCUACAUCAUAUGGAGCAGUCCUCGGCUACAACCUUCCUGGAUAACCCAUACUACUUCUGCGAGAAUGGAGACGAAGAGGUCUCGUGGUUGAAGAUCGCAACAGUCAUCGGUAGUGCAUUGCACGAAGCUGGUAAGAUAGAUGACCCUCAGCCACGAACGAUACCGAAAGACCUGUACGGAGAUAUCUUUGGUGAUUUCACUGGUGCUGUUGUCGGUCUCAACUCCAGGAGUCGAGCUGUGAGGCUGAGAGAGCUUGGGUGGACGCCAGUCGAGAAGGAUUGGCGUCAGAGCCUCAUUGACGACGAACUGCCGGAGAUUCUGCGAGAGGAUCACCUCAGUUUCAGUGGUUACAAGAGCGCUGUCGCUAGUUGA
Messenger RNA from Lithohypha guttulata, 1038 nucleotides. RefSeq lists its product as uncharacterized. The transcript is spliced from 2 exons. The record is from RefSeq and is a predicted model, not a curated record. The coding region runs from base 1 to 1038 and encodes 345 amino acids. NCBI's taxonomy places the organism in Eukaryota, Fungi, Ascomycota, Eurotiomycetes, Chaetothyriales, Trichomeriaceae.